This is a messenger RNA of Paramacrobiotus metropolitanus, 2076 nucleotides long. RefSeq lists its product as uncharacterized. Bases 407 to 1786 code for a protein of 459 amino acids. The transcript is spliced from 4 exons. Gene Ontology annotation, molecular function: protein binding. The record is from RefSeq and is a predicted model, not a curated record. NCBI's taxonomy places the organism in Eukaryota, Metazoa, Tardigrada, Eutardigrada, Parachela, Macrobiotidae.
UAUGUUUUGCCUGCGCUAUAAUAUAACAAUGCUUCGUAUUUGUUUUGCCUUUUACUUGUGCUGUGUUAAUGGAUAACAGUAUACACAGCGCAAUCGUGCGUUCUCGUGAUGAGAUGAUGAUUUCGAUAACUCCUGCAUAGUUUCAAACUGCCCAACACACAUGGGUUGAUAAUCGCAUACUAAAAUUUAAGGUGAUCCUUCUACUAGCGCAUGUACGCUGGUACUGACGUCUGAGCUGCUUGUGCCAACAGUCCUGUCCCAAGCCCAUUUUGGACAGAAUUCCCACAAGAAUAAAAUAUGUCUUUGUCAACUGUGCUGAUUGUGGUACCACAGAUCAACUGUUAAUCUGCUACUACAGGUAGUACAAGUCGGUUUGAAAAACGGGUGACCACGCCGGAGCGACACCAUGCUCGUCUACGUAGGCGACGUGGACGCCUGGAACGCCGUGGAUGUUCGCAUCGACGGCCAGCUGCAGCACGGCCGCGUCAUCAAUGUGGUGGAGGGCGGUCUGAUCAUUGAUUUUGAAUGCCCCGCACAACGCUCGCAGUUCGUUGAGUACGGGCGCAUCUACUACUGGAGCCUAUGCGGCGCGAAUACUGUGCCUGAUGGGACGGUAGUGGAUGUGUUGCUGCGUCGGCAGCCUAACGAUGCGUGGAUUUGGUAUCCGGGAACGGUCGUCUCCAUAGGGGAUUACGAUUAUGACGACGCCGCAUGGGUGGAAGUGCAGUUGCCGCAAGGAACCGUUAGCGAACUGAUACCCUGGCAGCAGGUGCGCCCUCAGCCCACGGCCGGUCGGAAAUCUGAGCUGCGGCGCUUGAAAAAAAAUGCUUUCGUGAUUCGGUGCUGCCCGUUGCCCGCCACCAUCUACUGGACCAUCGAAGAAGCUUUCCAGUGUGUCUUGGUACGAAGUGGUGUGAUGUGCACUUCUCUGCUCCGCCAAACGCUACUCUACCUGCAGCUUCGGGAAGACGAUCCAUUGAAACCCGAGCAUCUUGAGGAAGCCUAUCAUAAAGCACAAAAAAAGAAAAAAAGAGGCUGUUGUACAUUAACGAAAUUGGGCCUCCGGAUACUUCGCCGCUGGCCGAUUUGCGCAACCACCGAAGAUUGGGAAGUUGGCAACAGCGAUCAAAUAGGGCUACCGUUACCCGGGGAGAUGUUGGUGGAGGUCUUUCAGUCGCUGGACUCUAUCGGGCGCGUCCGCUGUCGGCGCGUCUGUCACGUGUGGAACAAACUUCUUACGGACACCAACUUCCCCGAUGUGCGCUUGACCGGCAGCAACGGAUAUUAUGAUGGUCACCUGUCCUUCUCCAUCGAGGGCAUGUUUUGGUUGGUUUCUGGUAUACUCAAGUGCCUUCAAAGUCGCACCCAGUUGGUGGCGAUCACGAAUGUCGGUUUGGCGACCGUUGAAGACUUGGUCGCACUCCUCACCACCUUGCACUGCGCCACAGUGGUGGUGUUCUAUGACUGCUGUUUCACUACGCCAAUGUAUGAAAUUGACGGGGUCAUAAGACGGAUGGCUAGCUUGGCCGUGAACUGUGGGCCGUACCUCCGAACGGUGCUUAAGCAUUGUCGCAUAGCGGAUUACGGUCUCGAGGGUCUAAUUCCGCAGUACCGCCUUCAGGGUCCAUCGAGGAGGGAUGUGGAGAUGCAGCUGUGGGAUCUCAUGGAGAGCAAUUUGACCAUCAACAGCCAGUGGAAGCGACAUGCCGCACUAGAAUGGAUUGCCAAAUGCAAACGAGACGAUCACAUUCCACGGAGGAUGAUGUAUCAGAUUCUUCCUGGAUAAAGUCCACAAGUAUUCGUACUUGGAAAAUCUUUUAGCGGUUGAAACACUGGAGGUUUUUGGCUUGGCUCUUAAGUGAACUAUUACAUUUAAUGGGCAAUAAAAUUCGGGACUUAACGGGAGGAGCUCCCUCUAUUGCUUUUCUCAAGCAGCCUUUUAGUUUAGCAAUUGUUAUGACGGUUUUAAGUGCUAAUCGUCUUUUAACCGUAGAGAAGAUAGAGACUAGGGUGGUUUUUUUAUGUUUGGUUAGCAGUUUUAUCCAGUAGUCUACCUGCCAUUACAGUUUUUGUAAA